Daphnia magna is the source of this 1593-nucleotide messenger RNA. Its product is annotated as brachyurin. Gene Ontology annotation, molecular function: serine-type endopeptidase activity; chitin binding. The record is from RefSeq and is a predicted model, not a curated record. Gene Ontology annotation, cellular component: extracellular region. The coding region runs from base 58 to 1176 and encodes 372 amino acids. NCBI's taxonomy places the organism in Eukaryota, Metazoa, Arthropoda, Branchiopoda, Diplostraca, Daphniidae. The transcript is spliced from 5 exons. Gene Ontology annotation, biological process: proteolysis.
GUCCUUACAACUUUUGUUUCUUCUCAAACAAUUUACUGAACAACCUAUAGAAGCACGAUGGUUAAACACUUCACAUUUGUUCAGUUUUACCUUCACAAUCUCAUCAUUUGUUUGGUACUUAACCGUAGCCAGCAGCAACAAGUUGAAUGUGGAAGGUCAAAAUUACCGAUGGAAUCGGGAAGCCAGGCGGAACCUGGAGAAUUCCCAUGGAUGGUUCAUCUUCUUAUCCAGCAAAAUGGCGAUGAUGAAUGGUUUAGUUGUAGCGGGACACUAAUUAGUGAUUCACACGUUCUGACGGCCGCUCAAUGCGUUCACAAAGAGAACCGACUGAACAGCAUUUCCAGCAUUACACUAGGCGCUCAUGGAAUCCGGGCAGACAGAAAUUCCAUGCAAAUUGUCGAUUGGAAAAUAAUUACGAUUCCAGCAGGAUUGGGACAUUAUAUGGUAAAUGACAUCGCCGUCAUCACUCUGACAAAACCUGCUUAUUUCACAGAUCAUGUCCAGCCCAUUUGUCUACCACCCGCCAGGUUCUACAUGAACGAAUCUGUUGUACUGACUGGAUGGGGCCAGCACAAUGAUUCAACAACGAAUUUGAUUUUAUACAAAUCGGAAACGGUCUUGUCUUCGUUUGGAACAGAAGACCAGUGCCAAAAAGAGACAGGGAUAGGUCCAUUCUCCGAUGAAAGCAUCAUUUGUACUCACGCAUCGAUCUGCCAUCGACACGUUGGAAGUGGAACACCUAUGAAUCAUUACAACAAGGAAUUGGACAGGUGGUUUGUCCUCGGAGUGGCCGGCAAAGUUGAUGCUUCAACUGACUGCCAAAGUAACAAGCCUAUCUUGUUCACGCGUGUCACGAGUCAGCUGGAUUUUAUCCUUAAACAUUCGGAUGUGACACCACCGUAUGUAAAUGACACGACAGUAAAAACUACUGAAGCGACAACAACCACCACAACCAGUAAACCCCCAACGUUCAGUUGCGCAGGCAAACUGGACGGAUAUCAUCCGGAUGCAUCAUCCAGUUGUUCAAAAACAUUUUACAUGUGCUCUCACGGACACGAUUAUACUUUUACUUGUGGCGAAGGAUUGGCUUAUAGAACUGACAUCCGUGUAUGCGAUUGGCCAAGUAACGUAGCCGGAUGCAACCCGAAGAAUUUCAUUAUAAUUAACAAAAAUUGAUAUACUGCAAAUCCUGUAGUGGGUGAUGUUAUUUCAUGCUACUUGCCUUAUAACUGAUGCCCAUGUCAAACGGAAGAUCGUGUUAGAUGGUCUGCGAACAUUGCCAUUUGAAACGCAAGAAACAGUUUGGGGUUCUACUCUGGUUCACUGUAUGAUUCAUAUUAGAUUUUAAUUACCUGAAUGUGUUUUUAAUCAGCAAUGGUAGUUGAUUUCGCCACACUGCACCCCGUCGUAAAGGACUGAAACCAUAUUGUUGGCAAGCCAUCAACUUCUGUCUAAAUCGAAUAGUUAUUUAUUUAUUUAUUUUUUUAUUUAUUACAUUCUCCGAAAUUGUAAAAGUACCUCCACUGCCGGCGAUUCUUCUCACCCCACCUUCUUCUAGACAGGGUCAAAAAUACAGGUUAACCUGCAAACGUA